UUCCCAAACAGCAUGGCGAACCUCGAGCAUGCAGAAGACCACCCAAAACAUGUGAACAUGUCCCGUGAAACACCGGGCAGAGACGCGGACGUCGUCUCGUGCGCCAUCCCGUCGUUCGCAGCCGCCUCCGAGCUGCUGUCAGCGCCGUACUCGUGUCUGGUCAUGAACGCGCACCGGAGACACGUCACCCUGCCCCCCAUGUACCUGAAUAAGAAGAGGACCGGUAUACAGGAGGAGCUGGAAGCCGAGCUGCUCCGGUUCUCCCAAAGUCUAAAGGGAGUCCCCCUGGCUUAUGAAAACAUCAGGAUAGUGGGUCCCCAUGGAAACAUCUACGACGACAGCGGCUACAUCCACAUGGACGUAGAGGCCAACUUUAUUGUCUUUCAGCCCGAAAAAGGACAGAAACUGCUGGGUAAAGUGAAUAAACUAGGAAUGAGCCAUGUGGGCUGCCUGGUGCACGGCUGCUUCAACGCCAGCAUCCCCAAACCCAGCCUGGUUUCUGUGAACACCUGGUGGGCUGCAGGGCCGAGAAUCGGAGCGGAGAUGGAGUUUGAUGUGACUGCUCUCGACGCUGACACUGCAGGGGUGCUGCUGAUCAGAGGGCAGCUGGACAGGACCAGGGUACAAGAGCUGCUGGCUAUUGGUGAGAGCUUAGAGUCGGGCGUCCCUGCAGACCAGCCAGAACCACCAGAGACAGAACCCACCGAGGAGUCUCCUGUAGACACCCCCAAGAAGAAGAAAAAGAAGAGAGACAAAGUCAAGGAGGAGAGAGAUGAGGUGACAAGUACACCUUCCUGCCAAGUGGAUGGCAGCACAACAUCAGAGCUGAAUGGAACAAUCACUGAAGCAAAUGUCAAUGGAGCUGGAGAGAAGAAGAAAAAGAAGAAGAGAAAACAUGUGAAAGAAGAGGAGGAGGAGGAGGAGGAGGAGGAGGAGGAGGUUGCAAUCUCUACCAUGGAGGUCCACGGCAGUGACUCCAGCGGUUACCUUAGUGACAAGCCAAGCAAAAAGAGGAAACAUGAAACUGCUUCAGCUGUUGCAUCUAGUUUUAGUAAUGUUCCUGAACCACCAAAGUCCAAGAAGAAGAGAAAGUGACAUUGAACAGCUGAAAUAAAUAAUCGUAUUCCAUUUGGAAUUUGGUUAAAUUUUGUGUGUGUGAUGAGGUCAUACAACAUUAAUGACGAUAAGGAAUAGAGAGACGUGCCUUAGCAAUUAAACUUUUUUUAGCAGGCAGGUUUUCUGUUUGGUUCUGAGUUCUUGUCAUGCUUGCAGAAGAACCUUCAGCAGCUUGCGGAAAAGCACACUAGAGGAUGUAAGCCGACUCGACCGAUCAGUCCUCAUUGUAAGUGCAACUCUCUCUCACCACCUGUGGGGGGAGCAAAGCCUCUUCAAGACACAAAAACACUGGAGUGAAACUUCUCAAACUCAUCUGUUAAACAAUGUGCUGAGAUCAAAUAGGACAGGGCUUUGCAUUGACUUUUAGAGCCAAAAGGGAAAUGUAUGUUAUUACUGCUCUGUAGCCGCUCUGUGCAGUUUCUCCUGCUUGUAUACCGAAGAAGGAAGACUAGGCAACUGAGACCGCUGAGCUCGGGUUAAAAUCAACAGAAAUUGACAUUAUUCAUUUCUCAUCCCAAUUAAAAAGCUCUAUUUUUGAAUGUU
Messenger RNA from Cyclopterus lumpus (lumpfish), 1659 nucleotides. RefSeq names its product RNA polymerase I subunit F (gene polr1f). The transcript has 4 exons. The record is from RefSeq and is a predicted model, not a curated record. Bases 13 to 1095 code for a protein of 360 amino acids. Lineage: Eukaryota; Metazoa; Chordata; Actinopteri; Perciformes; Cyclopteridae. Gene Ontology annotation, cellular component: RNA polymerase I complex. Gene Ontology annotation, biological process: DNA-templated transcription; DNA-templated transcription initiation.